This is a messenger RNA of Blepharisma stoltei, 639 nucleotides long. The record is from the annotation of a GenBank genome assembly. NCBI's taxonomy places the organism in Eukaryota, Ciliophora, Heterotrichea, Heterotrichida, Blepharismidae.
AUGGAAGAGCUCGAAUUUCCUGAUAUUUAUGAUUUAUUUCAAACAUUUGAUGUACAAUUUUUUGAAGGAAAAUUAGGAGUUGUAGAAUUAAUUUGAAGCAAAAGAAUGACCUUAUGUGCAGGUUUAUGCUGUUAUAAAGACGGAUUAAUUACUAUCAAACUUUCUGAACCCCUUUUAAAAUACCGCUCAAUCUCUGAGCUAAAAGAAACAUUAAUCCACGAAAUGAUUCAUGCUUAUUUAUGAAUAAUGCAUAUUGAAUCAGGCAGAGAUGGCCAUGGCCCUGCUUUUCAAGAUAUUAUGAUAACAAUAAAUGCUAUUGCAGGGCUUAAUGUAACAAUUUAUCAUUCUUUUCAUGAUGAAGUUGAUUUUUAUAGGAAACAUAUAUGAAAAUGUGAUGGCCCUUGUCAAAACUGGAAACCUUAUUAUGGACUGGUAAAAAGAGCUAUGAAUAGACCACCUUCUGAUAAAGAUCCUUGAUGUAAAAUUUAAAUAGGAAAUGAACAUCAGAAGAAGUGUGGAGGGAAAUAUACAAAAAUUGCUGAACCAACUCCGAAGAAAAAGAAAAAAGAAGAGGCAACAAAAAUUACAAAAUUUUUUAAAAAUGACAAUAAAGACAGAGUAAAAAGUGAAAAUAAAUAA